UCAUGUCGGCUCAACGCGUGCCAUGGAAACGCGAAUAGCCGCACAUAUCACUCAACACCGCUGAAGGAGGCGGUGCAACCUCUCCUCGCUCUACCACACUCCACCUGCCACAACCGUUCAGUGCUGUGCCGCCUGUUUCCCUGAGAGGGUGUGACAUAGCCGCUGCCUCUACGGACACUGCUAUGGCUCGUUAAUAAUUGCGUUCCGUAGUCGCCCCGGGUUACGCAUCUGCAAUGGCCAAAUGAUUCACUUCUACGGUGCCGUGGCGUGUGUCUGUCGCUUAACGUAAACAAGUCAAGUUAUCCCAUAACUACACGAGCUGGAAGGAACGAUGUGCAGAUAAGUUAGACUAAGGCUUAUCUAUCGGAUUUAUGGAGGAAUAAGCAGCCUAGAGAACGUAAUUGAAGUGAAAUGAAAGACAUGAUAAUGGUUCUUGGGUAACAAUGUGAGGCACGCAGGCUGCUCGGACGCUGGGACACGGAAGCAGCAGCAGCAGGAGGGGAAACUACUGUAUUUCAUCCUGGUGUAUGGAGGAGAGAGAAGACAGAAGACGGUGAGGUGACACCCACGAACCAGGAGGAGGAGGAGGAACAAGACUUGUUAUAACACCCUCAAUGGUUCUCGCCCCACCACGGCCCCUUUAUCCUCCAACUCUUCUGACGUAAUUGCUAUGUAAAAGCACUGGUCGUUAAACUCACAGCCCACACCUUACGACCGUCUGGAAUAAUCUCAUCAACUCGUCAGGGAAACUGCUUCGCGUACAGAGCAACUAUUUUCGGGCAGGACCAAGCUAUCUGGCGCGCUUGUGGCUGAUAUCACCCGUCCUAGAGCCCUUAACCGUUGACAUCCAACACCUAUCUACACCCAAAACCAUCUGUUCUCUCCGAGCACAGGUGUGACAAGCCCAUCAUCCGCCGCUAGGUAACAUCAAUUGCUAGUCAAGAGCCAUCUGUGGUGGGCCAGAGGAACCCUUCCGGGUGCCCACACGCCCCUGAGCGUCCCACACCCACCGCCAGCAGGGCGGACAGACACGGACGCGGUGGGCGGGGAUGAAAUGGGUGGGCGUGAGUGGGAGGGGGGCGUGGACGGGCUGCUGGAGGCGGUGAGGAAGGGACACCCACGUCACGUCCAGCUGCUGCUGGAGGCCGGGGUUCCUGUCGACGGCACUGACGAUUCUGGCUCCACGGCGUUGGUGACUGCCGUUCUCCACGUCCAGGAAGGUCGCCUGCAGGAGCGGCUGCUGAGACUCCUGCUGCAGGCUGGCGCCGACCCCAACGUUGGCGACGCCCGGGGCACCACCCCGUUCAUGCACGCCGCCAUUACUAACGCCAACGGUGCCGCCAUCACCCUCCUUCAGCACGGAGACGUGGACCCCGGGGUGCAGGAUGGAGACGGCAACUCGGCCCUGAUGUAUGCUGCCGCUUUCGGACACAGGGAGAUUGUCCUGCUCAUUCUCGCCGCCUUCAGACAACUCCACCACGUCGCAUUCCAGGGUCAGCGCAACGGGCAGGGGCUGACGGCGUGGCAGCUCGCGGAAAAGAACGGCCACGAGGACAUCGCCGCCAUUCUAAAGGUUGAGUCGGGGGUGUUCCCUAGGCCCUCUGGCCCUUCUGCAUUCGUCCCCGCCAACCCACUCGACCUAGAUCGCCCACCUACGCCUACUGAGAGCAGGAAGACCAGGUCUUCCGCUCGUCGCUCAAAGUCUCUGGGAAGGAACACGGGUCCGGCAUCUGGUCCAGGACCCACGGACCCUCUACCGCCUCCUGCCUUCAUCACCUUCUGCACCGACUGCCAGAAAACAAUCCCCCCAAGACACCAGCACACUGGCACAGGAGCAGGUGAAGGCGCCCACAGGAGGAAGAGUGCAAGAAACUUCUGCACCUGCAGCGAGGAUCAGAACUCUGAAGAAGAGGAGAACACCGCCUGGGAAGACCGCGACUUUGGCAUCAGAAGAAAUGUGCCAAGUAGUACCUGGAAACUAACGUUAGGAACAAGUGGUAACCCCAAUAUAAAGAGUGUGAUUGGGCUGACUGGUGGCUCCAACACCAACGGUGCGACAGGCCACAGCAGCAGUCAUACUGUCAAGGGUGCAGUACUAGUAAGCAGCAGCUUUACCAGCAAGGGUGCGACAGGGUAUAACAGUAGCCACAACGUAAAGAGUCCCGUACUGCUGAGCAGGAGCAAAGGUGCCAUAGGGGUCAGUGGGAGUCACAUCAACAGAAGUGUAACUAGGGCAAAUAGUGUUCUCGCCCUCAAAGACGCCGGCGAGGCUGCUACAGACGACGACAGCGACAACAAUGCCAAGGACCUGAACGUGGAGAGACUGAGGGCGAGGAGUAGUUGGACGAGAGACAUAGGUAACGGUGAGAGGAGCAGGAGGAGAGCGGAAGGUGUUGGGGAGGAGGAGGAGGCUGACAAGAGGUCGCAGGUGAGGAGUGAGCCCCUGAGAGUGGGGGCGCCUGACGCCGAAGAGAGGAAGGUGCUGCAGGAGCUGAUGCAUGGCCUCUCCAUCUCCGGCAGUCCGGGCUCAGGUAAUGAAGCAGACACAGAGUCACUGAUGGAAUGCGAGCAUCAGCCGCCUGCGAGUGAAGGCGAGGACAAACCCUUCGUCAGGAUGACCACCAACAACGCCAGGAAGAUAACGGUGACGGGCGCCACCCUCGCCGCCGCCCAGCCCAUGCCCAAGAUUGAGCUCAGCUCCUCUUCACGAUCCCUCAACCGCAGCAUCCAACACCUGGUUCAGGAGGAUGCAGAGAACCAUCCAGAACACAGGCCACCCACGCCUGCACGCCCAUCACUCCCUACACUGCUGCCGGGGAGGUUCUUAGACGUGUCCUUCAGUGCCUCCAUAAGCAGCACAAAGAGCGAGGGACGCAACGUGCCCCCAGUGCGUAAAGCCAAUUUGAUGACGUUUCCUCGGUCGUCAUCAGAGCCCAGGUCCCUGACGCAGUCACCAAAACCAAGCGACGAUGAUGCCGAAGACGACACUUCCACAGACUUUCUGGAAUCGUCAGUACGUUCUGAGGGUUGGGACCUCGUACGGGGAGCCAAAGGUCGAGGGCCCUCCUUCAGCUCUUCAGAAGGACACGUUGUGCCUCUGCCGCCCAUCAACCGCCCACGAUACUCUGACGUGACAAGCCGUGGGCGUGGUAAUGUCCGCGGGCGCGGUCACGUGGCCGGGUGCGAGGAGAAUGUCCUCAGUGUGGCCAAGAAAACACUAGAGCAAUUAGAGACAGUGUUGGCGCCGAAAGAGACAGCGGCCCUUCCUCGCACCAUUCCCAGGACCCGCACCCACCACCAGAUACACCUAGAGACCUAGCACAACCCAGGCCGCCCGCACCACCACCCACGCCCACACACUAUACAACGCCACCCCAUAAGCGAACACGAAAAGAGCACUCGCCAGCAACACCCUCUGAAGGAGUAAGGCUCCACGACAGAACCUGGGAUGGACGUCUCGAACAUAAUAAGCUUGUGAAGCGGAUGGGAAAGUGAAACCCCUGAGAGUGGGUUAUGUUCUCACACUACAGUGUCAAGCUUCUGGUCUGAGAAAUAAAAGUUUAAACUAGUGGUGGCAGAGUGUGAUGUGGUUUACCUGACACUAAGCAACUCGUGCAUGCCACACGCCAGCAACAUGGUACACUCUUCAGCAACACUGACAAUGCUGACAAUUAAGUUAUGCCACCACUGUCGCUUCCCAGAUUUACGUACAUACGACCAUACAUAAGUUCCAGUGUAUUGUGUGAAAACUAUUUGAUCUGAAUUUAUAUGGACAUUCAUAACCAUUUAACAUAAGGUACCAAAAAUAAUAAUAUAUAAUAUAUUUAUUUAUUUAUACAUAUAUAUGAAGGCUUGCAUACAGCAAGAGGAGACGUGUGACCCAUAUGCAAUAUUUCAUCUUCAUGACCAAUAAGGUUUCUGUAAACUGGAAACCAGUUAAUGUUUAUUCUUCUUGGUAACAUUAGAUUACAUAUUAGUUUGCACCAACCGCUGUUGUUCGUUGUCAACAUAGAACGAAGAACAGCGGUUGGUUUAAAAAGCCUGCCACAACAGUGGGCCAAAUUCUUAUUAUUUCUGUAGCAUACCUUUUUAAACCCUGAUAACACCUUACAUACAACGCCACCCACCCAGUGGACUUCACUGGGCAUUCCAGCACUAAACUUUAUCGUCUAUAACACACACACACAUUAACAAAACGCACACAACAUCGCAUCAAAGGCGAGCCUAACAUUGUUAGUAAAACAAUUUUAUAUUCCUGUGUGUGAUGCGCCCAACUCCAGUAUCCAUCGAGUCAUAUUACCAAACCUCUCCUUUGAUCAUACAAGGAAGUCAUAAUAUAUUUCACCAGUCUUGGGGAGCGGGUGUCAACAUGUUUAUCUCGCCCACCUUGAAAUAAAGGUGUGGGAAAUUCAACGUUAAAGCUUAAAUCAGCCAGGGAUCUGAGGUCCUGAGACUUAAUAAGCAAGGAGGUUGCAAGUGGUGCACUCUUUUAAAGAAGAAAAGUAUGAUGUGAUGAACAGUACGAGAACUAAUACAGGGUAAGUACAUCAAGAGUGGCUGAUAGCGAAAAUAACAAUUUGGAGUAGAGUCUUACAAUAAACAACCAUCAAGUAUAAAUUUUUGUAGAGAAUAUAUAUAUAUA
Messenger RNA from Procambarus clarkii (red swamp crayfish), 4642 nucleotides. RefSeq lists its product as uncharacterized. The record is from RefSeq and is a predicted model, not a curated record. Gene Ontology annotation, molecular function: protein binding. Lineage: Eukaryota; Metazoa; Arthropoda; Malacostraca; Decapoda; Cambaridae.